AUGAAGCUUCCCAGGCUGUCCUUCUCGCUAUCAACCGCUUCAACGACAUCUAUACCUCCGGCUCUGGCAUCGUUCCCCGACAAGACCGUCUCUCUGCGUGACGGUCGAGUGCUGGGAUACACUGAAUACGGCUGUCCGACAGGCUACCCGCUACUCUACUUCCACGGAUGGCCCUCUUCACGCCUGGAAGCCUUCCUGGCUGACUCGAUAGCCAAACGCCAUGGACUCCGCAUCAUCUCCCCGGACCGUCCUGGCUUCGGCAUGUCCACCUUCCAGCCCCAUCGCCGCAUCACAGACUGGCCCAACGACAUUCAGGAUCUCACCCGCCACCUCAAAAUAUCCCGCUUCGCCAUCCUGGGUGGUUCGGGCGGGGGGCCCUAUGCGGUAGCCUGCGCCCACGCCCUGCCUCACAAGUCGCUCUCCGCCGUCGGUGUGCUUGCCGGCGCCGGUCCAUGGGUAGCCGGCACCCAGGACGUACCUCUUGUGUCCCGGAUGAUGGGCGUGGCAGCGAAUAACUGUCCCUGGGUGUUUACCGGCAUUACGGACAUGCUCGUCGGCUCGCUGCAGCGGGUCUCGACUACAGGUUACGUGACGCGCUGGCUCGACAGCUGGAUCGAGAGCACCAAAAAGGAAGACGACACGACGCCCACGCACGAGGGCCGACAGAGCCUUUUGCGGAUCGCGUUUGAGGGGUUUGCGCAGGGAGCUCGUGGAUUCGUGCACGAGGCGCAGCUGCUUUCGAAGGACUGGGGGUUUCGGUUCGAAGACGUCAAGUACGAUAGGAUCCGGAUCUGGCAUGGGAUCAAUGACGCGAAUUCGCCCAUCAGGUUGACGAGGUACAUGGCUGAGAAGCUGCCUUGCUCUGAGCUCCAGGAGUGGGAUGACACUCAUUAUACCAUCGGCGAGCGUCUGGAAGAGGUCAUCACGGAGCUUGUACCUGAGGACAUACGAGACAAGCCUUGA
Molecule: messenger RNA, 963 nt
Organism: Microsporum canis CBS 113480
Lineage: Eukaryota; Fungi; Ascomycota; Eurotiomycetes; Onygenales; Arthrodermataceae
Product: hydrolase
Exons: 1
Coding region: 1-963 (320 amino acids)
Source: RefSeq, a predicted model, not a curated record